AUGCAACUGUCAGUGAUUGGCGAUCUCCAGGCAAUUCAUAGGCUCUCAGAACAUAUGAGGAAAUUCUAUAAUCAUGGCAUGGCUAGACGUCAUGCACUAAGCCAGAAGCAUGCAUCUUCAAAAGCAGCCAGGGAUAGGUUUCUGUUAUUGUCCCAGAGGCUCUCUCGUGACCAGAAUUUUUCCAAACCUGGUUUUGAAUCUGAAUUUUCUCAUUUCGGGAGUUGUGAGUUACUGUGGAUGUUUCGAUUGGCUAUGAACUUUAGUCAAUUAGGUUACAAACAUAUCAUGGAAAAUUGCUGGGACAAUGCAAGAACUCUGAGGAAAGGAGUUGAUAGAACAGGGAGGUUUAACAUCACCUCCAAGGAUAUAGGGGUGCCACUUGUGGCCUUCUCCUUGAAUGACAGUAGCCAACACACAGUGUUUGAGAUAGCAGACCAGCUGAGAAAUUUUGGCUCGAUUGUUCCUGCCUACACAAUGCCACCAGAUGCACAGCACAUCACGGUCCUCAGGGUGGUGGUAAGGGAGGAUUUCAACCAUGGCUUGGCUGAGAGACUUGCUGCAGACAUAGACAAGGUUGUGAAGCUCUUAGACACACUCCCUAGCCUCACAACCAAAGCCGCUCGUGUCACAGCCAUCACCAGUGAGACUGAUGAGAAGAAGAUCAAGAAGAUUGCAGUAGAGACUCAAAGAGACAUUGCUGUGUACUGGAAGCGACUUGUGAAGGGGAAGAGACAUGGAGCAUGCUAG
Messenger RNA from Sphenostylis stenocarpa, 747 nucleotides. NCBI's taxonomy places the organism in Eukaryota, Viridiplantae, Streptophyta, Magnoliopsida, Fabales, Fabaceae. The record is from the annotation of a GenBank genome assembly.